AUGUCGGUUCGUAUGGAUGCUUCGCUUUACAGCAAAGUUGCUCGAAUCGAGGUCGGGGAUUUUCUUCAUUUUCGCUGCGAGGAGCUUUCGCAUCACCAGAAAGACGUUCAGCGCUAUUUCUUCGGCGUUUAUUACCCUCGCUGGCAUGCCUUUUACCUCGAGGAGGUGCGCUCGAUCAUCGGCAACAUGGGCCGCACCGUACUGAAGCACUUUCCGACCUUUCCUCUGGAUGUGUAUACUAAUGAGAAAGGCAAUACCUACCUCACGGAUGAUUUUUAUGUGGGGAAUAUUCUUUUAUUGGGCUCGCCCCAUAACCAACGUGAUGACGAUAUUAAACGCUAUAAAAUCAUCUCCAUCGAUAAUAGCAAUUUACGCAGCCAUACAGGGAGGAUGCCGAAGUUCUUGAAUAGUUCUGUGGAUAAUCCAUCGACUAUGUUGCUUUCCACAGGAAAACGAGUUCCGGUGAGGCUGCCGGAGGAGAUUCGCACCAUUCUUUCGCAACUUCGCGAGGCCUACAUCGCGAACAUCGGCGGCAGCAUCCCUGAGAUCGGGAUUAAAGCGAUGGGGCGGCCUUUUCGCAAGGUCUCCGCGGAUGGCCGGCGGUGGAUGAAGUUAUCCCCGGGGAUCGAAACCCUCGUGCGGGAUUCCCACGCAUUCGGGGUGAAUCCUUUCGCCUCCUCGCGGCAUUCGUGGUCGUCGACGGCCCUUUCCAACUCUACCCGAUCGCAAAACGAUAUCCGCAGCGUCGCCGAGGCGAUCUACAACGCCUUUCCCCACGACGAAGUAGACAAUUUUGGGGAGUCGAAAGGGGUGGAUUACGACGUCUUUAUGGAUUAUAUCCGCGGGACGAUGAACGAGGCCCGGAAAAAGGCCGUGUGGAUGGUUUUUUGCCAGCUUGAUUUCGAUCAGGACGGGCAAAUCGCGAUUUUGGAUAUUCAAGCGCGGUUUAACGCGCACGAGCAUCCGAUGGUCGUGCGGGAUGGCCUUUUCACCGCGACGAGCCUUCUCAAAGGGUUUUUGGCGUUGUGGGAUGAAAAUCAGAAACAUUGGGGCAUGAUCCCGUACUCGGAGUUUCUGGAUUACUACAACGGUCUAAGUUCAAUCAUCGAAGAGGAUGACGUGUUCUUUAGUAUUCUCAAGACAACAUGGAAGUUGCCGAGCUGGGGAAAAUCACUUUUAGCGCUUAAGUGA
This is a messenger RNA of Phytomonas sp. Hart1, 1191 nucleotides long. The record is from the annotation of a GenBank genome assembly. NCBI's taxonomy places the organism in Eukaryota, Euglenozoa, Kinetoplastea, Trypanosomatida, Trypanosomatidae.